AUGCCCAUGCUUGAUUUGUUACCCAAGAAGCGCCCUCCCCUCCGACAAAUUCAAGAAGAAUUCCUCCAGUCUCAUUCAGAGGAAUUCUUUGCGAUAUGGGAUCCGGCUGAACAGUUGUUUUUCUUCAGCAGACUCUUUUCGAGUUGGUUUACACAUUGGCCCGAGCAGAAAGUGUUGUUUCCCGGUACACCAUUUUAUAAAUUGACUCCAGACCAAAUGGCCGCAGUAGGUGAUGCGGUGCAAGAACACCACAAGAAUCUUAUGGCCUAUUACACCUCGUCUGACAGGCGGUAUCCCAGAUGCCCCAAGGCCCGAAGCUACAUCCCAGCCGAUCAGGCACUGUCGGUUCAGCAAACCAAAAUCCUAGCAGAAGCGGUCAAUACUCGGAGACUGCAAAUCACGCAUUGGUACUGCUGGAAGACCAAUGUGUCACGCUUGAACCGUACAAGCGCGAUACGGGGGGUGCUCAAACUUGAUGCGAUGUUGAUGGGUGGGGUGACCAAAGGACGUGCACCCCGAAAGAUGCACGUCUAUUCGCAAGAGCACUAUGACAAGAAGGUUAAGAUGGACGCGGACAAAGCCAUUUGCAUAGACAAUAUCACCAGCCAUGGUCCAAAGCUGAACAAGUGUUUGGCUGUCACUCAGGAAAAGUUCGAGGCAGAGAGUGAGGAGGUGAAAGAGGAGGUGGAAAGGAAGUAUCAGGAAGCAAAAGCGAAGUUUGCCAGAGAUCACAAGUGCCUGAGGGCUGGUAAGAUGCCAAAAGUCAAUGAAGAGGCAAAAGUCAAGGCCAUUCGGGAACUAGGACCGAUGCUAGACUGUGUGUUCCAUUACAUAUCUCACGCGACCGGCGGCUGGAAGUUUUCGGUCCUCAUGGCAGGGCCUGACCCAACGCAGGGUGGGACGGUGGUUUAUGAGUAUGUUGAUCUCUGCGAGCUCGACAAUGGUGUUCAGUUCAAUAAAUUUUGCGACAAGUUUAAUGUCGUCCAGGAAGCAUUUUUGGACUUUACUAACAAAGCACUUUCAUUUGAAGCCAGUCUCCCUGAAGACGAUGACGAGGAUGAGAGCGACAACGACACCAACAAUAACUCGGAGAUGGAUGACAUCACAAUCCCGACCAACACAAUCAAUGGUGCAGAUGAAGCUAGCAGUGGUGGUGGUACGGCCGUAGGUGAAAUCAACAACCCUACUUUUCACACAGAUGGUUUGUAUCGCAUAUCACCUGAUUCAGAGUCACAGGAGCUUCAAGGUCAGUGUUCUGUAUUACCCAAUGAUUUUGGUUCAAUGGAGGCAGGCCGCUUGUUAGAUGAGGUGACUCAGGAUCAGUGUUCUGUGUUACCCCGCCAACUUGAUUUCCAAUAUCCCGACCUCAAUUUUAAUCAGCUGGGCUUAAACAACAAUGCUCUGGCUUUCAUGACCGCCAAUGAUAUUCAGUUCCAAGCGCCUGCCCUGGACUCGUUCACCCCAAACUUUGUGAGCACCGCAGAGAAUCACACCACUGGUUCUCAGAAUGAUGUUCCUCAGAUCCAAGUGCCUCCUCUGGACUCAUUGACCCUGAACAACCUCACCACCGGCCCUCAGUUCCAAGCCCCCUUUGAAUCAAUAUCCGACAUGCCAUUGAUAUUGCCCCCUCCAUCAACUCCCCUGCAUACCCCACAUGCAACUGAUGUUUGCCUGCCUGCGGUUCCCGAUGAGGAAACUGGUCCAGCGGGUCCUGACUUAGAUGUAGCGGUCCCUUCCCCUCCUAACCAUCGCUGA
Messenger RNA from Suillus paluster, 1755 nucleotides. RefSeq lists its product as uncharacterized. The record is from RefSeq and is a predicted model, not a curated record. The coding region runs from base 1 to 1755 and encodes 584 amino acids. The transcript is spliced from 10 exons. NCBI's taxonomy places the organism in Eukaryota, Fungi, Basidiomycota, Agaricomycetes, Boletales, Suillaceae.